AAUGUAACCUGCACAUCCUUGAUGUUGCGCCACAGGAGUGCAACUAAACCAGAGAAGGGAGACAAAAAAUAAAAAUAAAAACCAGCACUCUCAGAUCUGGGAUAUCUGCGCUAGCAGGGAUAUAGUGGGGCGGACGUUAUCCAACCCCAUGUACUUGUACUUGCCCCGCGGCGCUCUAUCGCGUUGGAUGCCUGGCCGGAGGCUGACUGACGCAACCUCCCAGUGGAGUUGGGUUGAAGAACCGUAACCUUCUUCCACUUUAGACCAUUGAGUACUCUGUCAGAACCUGGGUGACUUCUUCAUGUCCCAAUAGAGCCUCGACCAUUCACUCAGAAAUGGCAACGAAGCCCUUCCGCAUCCUUUGCUUCGGCAACUCCCUGACGAGCGGACAUCCGGUCGAUCACCCGUAUGCGCUGAUGCUGAAGACGAGGCUCGAGAAAGCCUUCCCUACUCUCGAUGUCCAGUGCACCAUCAACGGCGUCCCCGGAGAUCUAGUGACGAGGGGGACAUUUAUGGAUCGCCUGGGGCGCGAUUGGAAACGAGCAGAGAAGCCAUUCGACUGGACAAUUGUAUUAGGCGGUACCAAUGACAUCGGCUGGGGAUACCCGGCGGAAGAAGUCGCCCAGGCGCUGAAGAAGGCCUGGGACAUUCCGCUAUCUAGGGGCGGCAAGGUCUUGGCCUUAACCAUCCCCGAGUGCAGAGCCAGCUCCGCCACUGUGAAUGACCGCAGGAACAGCGUCAACAAGGCCAUCAAGGCGUACAAGAGGAACAACUUCUAUGCGUUUGAUCUAUUCGACGCACUGCCGUAUCACUCGAUGGAAGAAGCCGACCAGGACAAAUAUUGGGGCAUGGAUGGUUUGCAUCUAACAGAGAGUGGUUACGAUCUGAUGGGGAGCAAAAUUGCCAAAUGUUUGGUUAAAAUCAUAAAUCUCGAGGAGGCGCAAAGUACAGAGAUCAGUAGUAUCGUCACGGAUGCGAGACAGCGGAGGAUGAUUGAGGAUCUUAUAUUUGAAGAGGAGAGGGGGGACCCGAAGUUGUUAAGUCAAGGGUACAUUGUUGUGAGGAAGAGCGAUCUCGAUUAAUCACAAACACCAUUAUAUCGAUUUACGUUUUGGAGGGAUGCCAACCUCAUUGUCAUGUAGUCAUAUUUCUAAUGCCGGGUACCAAAUCU
Molecule: messenger RNA, 1171 nt
Organism: Pseudomassariella vexata
Lineage: Eukaryota; Fungi; Ascomycota; Sordariomycetes; Amphisphaeriales; Pseudomassariaceae
Product: SGNH hydrolase-type esterase domain-containing protein
Exons: 3
Coding region: 336-1082 (248 amino acids)
Molecular function (GO): phosphatidylcholine lysophospholipase A1 activity
Source: RefSeq, a predicted model, not a curated record